AUGUCGAGCGUCGAGAGCGAGCGCUCAGUACCUGCGCCGGAUAAGCCUGUCGAGGAACAACGGCCCUUAUGGAAGGACGACGAUGUUCCAGCAGAAGAUAGCGAUGCUUUCAAGAGCCGUAUUCAUCGCUACUUCGGAGAGCAUGGUGCGAAAGAUGAGACGUUCUAA
Messenger RNA from Colletotrichum lupini, 168 nucleotides. RefSeq lists its product as uncharacterized. The record is from RefSeq and is a predicted model, not a curated record. NCBI's taxonomy places the organism in Eukaryota, Fungi, Ascomycota, Sordariomycetes, Glomerellales, Glomerellaceae. The transcript is spliced from 2 exons. The coding region runs from base 1 to 168 and encodes 55 amino acids.